Messenger RNA from Cladocopium goreaui, 2980 nucleotides. NCBI's taxonomy places the organism in Eukaryota, Dinophyceae, Suessiales, Symbiodiniaceae. The record is from the annotation of a GenBank genome assembly.
UCACCUUAGCCACGUCGUGUCGAGCUCCGCGAUGCUUCGCCUUGAGCUUCAAGCUGUACCACACAGUCGGCCUGGCAGGUGCUCACUUCGCCAGAUCCGCAGCCAGGGACCUUGUCGAUCUUGUCGCCACCUGCCUGGCGUGAAAGCUGUGGGAGCCGUGGGCCUCGUUGCCGUGGCCAGGGCAACCUGCCGUGUCGCUCGUGCUGCGCGCAAGGAGUACAAGGAAUCAUGGCGGAGAAGGAAGAAUUCGCAACUCUACAGAGAACUGGAGGAAGGCAUGGAGAGCGCACAGCCAAGACGACGCAAGCCAGAGGUGUUGGCUCCAGCCGGUGGCUGGCCACAGCUUCGCGCUGCCGUUCGGGCAGGGGCAGAUGCGGUUUACUUUGGUUUGGAUGUUGGGCUGAAUGCAAGGGCCCGUGCAGCGAACUUUACUACCGAAGAACUGCCAGAGGUCAUGAAGUUCUUGCACAGCCAUGGCGUGAAGGCUUACGUGACUCUGAAUACUUUGGUCUUUGACCAUGAGCUCUUCGACAGCAGCGACAUGCGAGCUGGAAGUGGUUCAGCCAUUGAUGCUCUGCGAGUGGUCUCUGAAGCCAAGGUUGAUGCAUUGAUUGUCCAAGACAUUGGCUUAGCUUUGGUAUGUCGUGAGUUGUGCCCCCAAAUCUCUGUUCAUGCUUCGACGCAGAUGUCAAUCACAUCAGCACCUGGUGCGUUGUUCGCGGAGCGUUUGGGCGCUGAUCGUGUAGUCCUUGGUCGCGAGUUGAGCAUCAAAGAAAUUGCAUCAGUUGCAGCAGACGUGGGGGAUUUGGAGGUUGAGGUCUUUGUGCAUGGUGCCCUGUGCGUUUCCUACAGCGGCCAGUGCUUCUCCUCUGAAGCCUGGGGUGGCCGCUCCGCAAACCGUGGGCAAUGUGCGCAAGCGUGUCGAUUGCCAUAUGGUUUGGUGAAGGAUGGAGAAUUGAUCGAUUUGGGUGAUGCAGUGCGCUACUUGCUGUCCCCACAGGACCUCAUGGCCUUGGACUACGUGCCAGCCUUGAUCGAUGCGGGCGUUGGUUGCUUCAAGAUUGAGGGGCGGCUCAAGGGUGAGGAGUACGUGGCCUUGACAACAGCCGCAUACCGCCAAGCCAUAGAUCAAGCCUGGGAUGCCACAGCCACAGCAUGGGAGGAGACACCCGCAGCACAGCUGUUGGCAGAGCCACAGACUGCCCGCACUGCGCUGGCGCAGCUCUUCGCACGAGGGCAGGACGAAGAGCACGAUGGACUUUCGCCUGGAUUCUUGGAAGGUCCCCAGCACCAACGGCUUGUUCGUGGCAUUGCACCAAAGCAUCGGGGUGUUUUGGUGGGCACCGUGUGUGCAGUGCAGAGUGCCACGGCAUCCUUUGCAUUGAAGCUGGCUCCUGGUGCUGUCAACGUGCCCUUGCGACCAGGCGCUGGCAUUUUCUUCGAUCAAAAUGUUGGGCUCGGAGAAGAUGCUGAUGUUCUAGGAGGAAAAGUCGCAAAACUUCGGAAAUCUGGCGCGGGUGGUGUGCUUGCUUCGAGCGCUGAGCUUCAAAGCGGCGACAUGCUUUUGGUUCGUUUGGAUUUCGGAGGGAAGGAGCGGAGUCGACGCAUGGAAGAGGUGAAAGUAGGAGAUUUGGUGUGGAGAAACAAAGACGAGAUGCUUGAAGAGCAGGUCAAAGAGCUCUCAUUGGUGAACCAGUUCAUCUUCGAGCAUCUGCCAGAGCCGGAAGCCGAACGCUUCGAGGAGCUGCAGCCGGGCCAUCCUGCCACCAUGGCACGGCUGCAGCGCCUCGUUGGCAGCGCCGGCAACACGUUGGGCCAGGUGCUGCCAGCGACGCUCCCGCGGCUCACGGUGCUGUGCCGCACCGCGCAGCAGGCGGAGGCCGUGUUGCGGCUGCCACCAGGCAUGGUCUAUGAACUCCAACUGGAUUUCCUCGAAGCCCAGGGCCUCCAUGAGUCAGUGCAAAGGGCACGAGCAGCCCAGCAGCGUGUGGCCGUGUGCCUCCCAAGAAUUUUGAAGCCCAACGAGGACCGCUUGUGGCAAUUCUAUCAGCGCCUGGAAGCGGAUGCCAUGUUGGUCCGCAGUUGUGGCGCCCUGAACCAGCUGCUGAGCAGCGAGAGCAAGACGGAUGCAGAACUCAUUGGGGACUUCAGCCUCAAUGCCGCCAACGCAGUCACCGCCGCCUUUUUUCUGGGCGUUGGAUUGGAUCGACUGACGCCGAGCCACGAUUUGAGUGCUCAGCAGAUUUGCCAAUUGGCAAAGAGACUGGGACCAGAGCGGGCCGCAAAGUUGGAGGUGGUUGCGCACCAGCACCUGCCCAUUUUUCACACAGAGCACUGCGUGUUCUGUCGCUUCCUGAGCAAUGGCAACGACUACACAGAUUGUGGGCACCCAUGUGAGCGCCACAACUUGCACUUGAGGGAUUCAAAUGGAAAGGACCACAAGGUGGUGGCUGACAUGGGCUGCCGCAACACCGUCUUCAACGCCAAAGCUCAGUCUGCAGCCAUGGACCUGGCAGCCUUUGCCUCAGCACAGGUGGGAUUCUUCCGCCUGGAGCUGGUGGAUGAAGUGCCGGAAGCCGUGGAGACCUUGGUGCGGCGCUACCACUCAGCUGCUUCGGGACGCCUUCCUGCAGAGAAGUUGUGGAGCUAUGUGGCCAGCUUGAGUGACUCCAAUGGUCGUCGCCAGGGCGUAGAGCGAGGCUCCCUAGACGAUUCCACGUGGCGAGAACAAGACUUUCGGGAAAUGAAGGUGACAGCAGCCUCACGAGCAAGUAGAUAGUUGAGAGUGCUGACCAUAGUCCUGGUACCCGUACUCUCCGAAAGCACUGCUGGUAGGUUCACAUUUUGGAUCAUGACCAGCGCAGGAAAUCGUAGAAUGGGGCUCUUGUCAGUGAAAGUCAUUCGUGGACCUUGCGCCGCACCAAGCAACUGGCUUGUUGUGCGAGACCCGGCAGACCGACACGUCGCCAGAAAAGGGAAA